CCCAUGGUGUCUCUAGCUACCACUCUCAAACCACUCUCUCCGUUUUCAUCAUUUGUUAAACAACAUAAAACCAGUAACAAUAAUGCUUUCUCUACUUAUCGCACCCAUACCUAUACAAACUCAGGUUUCUUCAAACGUGGAGGCGCCGUCGCCGUGCCUCACAAGAAAUAUACGUUCGUGGGUGUUCAUGAUGCACCAGAUCAGGUUGAGAGCUCCUGGGGGAUACCAUUGUCGGAGGUUGUGGUGGUCAGAAAGAAGAGAGCAUUUUGGCAAAGGAGUUGGAAUUAUUGGGAUGUGAUCAGGUUAGUCCAAGUUGCUGUGGUUCAUUUUCUGAGCCGCUUGGCUCCAUUUUACUUAAGUUGGUCGGCUUUUCGUGUUUUCCUUUGGAUCGUUGCCAUCAAUGGAAUAUGCAUCACCUGGUGUUAUCACCGGAAUCUUUCUCACCGAAGUUUCGAUCUACCGAAAUGGCUCGAGUAUCUAUUUGCUUAUGGUGGCCUUCUGGCUUUUCAGGGAGACACAAUAGAGUGGGUGAGCAAUCAUCGGUACCAUCAUAAGCAUUGUGAUACACAACGUGACCCAUACAGUCCUACACAGGGAUUUUGGUUUAGUCACAUGGCUUGGAUAUUUGAUUCAGGCCAUAUCCACAAAAAGUGUGGUGGACAGGAGAAUGCAAACGAUCUCGUGAGGCAGCCCUUCUACAAGUUCCUCCAGCGAACCAUACUUUUGCAUGAGAUGGCUUUUGCCCUUCUCCUCUAUAUUUGUGGACGCAUGCCCUUCCUCGUCUGGGGAAUUGGUGUGGUAAAUGUGGCUCGAUACCACGGGACUUUUCUGGUGAACUCAGUUUGCCAUACAUGGGGAACACGAGCUUGGAACACACCUGACCUCUCCAAAAACAAUUUGUGGGUAGCGGCUAUAACAUUUGAUGAAGGAUGGCAUAACAAUCAUCAUGCAUUCGAGUUCUCGGCUAGGCAUGGACUCGAGUGGUGGCAGCUCGACUUUACUUGGUAUCUUAUUAAGUUUCUUGAAGCUAUUGGCUUGGCCACGAACGUUAAGUUACCUUUUGAAGCUCAAAAGAAAACAAUCACU
Messenger RNA from Brassica oleracea var. oleracea, 1086 nucleotides. RefSeq names its product probable lipid desaturase ADS3.2, chloroplastic. Gene Ontology annotation, molecular function: oxidoreductase activity, acting on paired donors, with oxidation of a pair of donors resulting in the reduction of molecular oxygen to two molecules of water. The annotation marks the transcript as partial. Gene Ontology annotation, biological process: lipid metabolic process. Gene Ontology annotation, cellular component: endoplasmic reticulum membrane. The record is from RefSeq and is a predicted model, not a curated record. The transcript has 5 exons. Lineage: Eukaryota; Viridiplantae; Streptophyta; Magnoliopsida; Brassicales; Brassicaceae.